Messenger RNA from Agrilus planipennis (emerald ash borer), 2119 nucleotides. RefSeq names its product vacuolar protein sorting-associated protein 33A (gene car). Gene Ontology annotation, biological process: intracellular protein transport; vesicle-mediated transport. Gene Ontology annotation, cellular component: lysosome; CORVET complex. NCBI's taxonomy places the organism in Eukaryota, Metazoa, Arthropoda, Insecta, Coleoptera, Buprestidae. The record is from RefSeq and is a predicted model, not a curated record. The transcript is spliced from 9 exons. Bases 77 to 1867 code for a protein of 596 amino acids.
CGGAUUUAAUUGUUAGUUGGUAUAACCUUAUUGUUUAGAAAUCAAACAAUCCAGUAAAAUAUAAGAUAAAAUAAUAAUGUCUAACCAUUUACAAGGUGGAACGGUAGAUAUAUCAUUAAUUCAAACUGCUGCACGUAAUAAUUUGAUUAAUUUAUUGGAAAAAUGUCCUGGAACAAAAGCCAUCGUUUGGGACAAUUCCUUGGCCGGGCCAACAGGGCUUGUAUUUCAAUAUCCAAUACUUAAAGAACAUGAUGUCGUGAAAAUGUACCCCCUUCGGAACGUACCCUUUCCAGAAACUGCUGUUAAACAUAUACUUUUUAUUACCAGACCAAAGCUAGAACUUAUGGACCUUGUAGCCCAAAAUGUUCACAGUGAUUCUAAUAGUCGAGCAACUGUAAAGAAACAAUAUCAUUUAUUUUUUGUGUCUAGAAAGAGUUGGUUAUGCAUUCAGAAAUUACAAGAAAGUGGCAUGUUUGGUAGUUUAACACUUAUAGAAGAAUUGAAGUGUGACUUUUUUACUUUUGAUUCCGAUUUAAUUUCAAUGGAGAUACCAGAUGUUUACAAAGAGUAUUACUUGGAGAAUGAUCCGACUUGUUUAUAUCAAGUGGCACAAGCUAUUGUAUUUUUACAAAAAAUAUAUGGGCCUAUACCAAAGUUUUGGGGCAAAGGUGUAAUGGCUCAGCAAGUGUGGACGUUAGUUAAUCGGCUUCAAAAAGAAAACAAUAAUAAUUUUAUUAAUGACCAAAGAACCUCCCCUAUUAGUCAGAUUAUUUUAAUUGAUAGAAGUGUAGACCUUAUUUCGCCUUUGGUAACACAGUUAACUUAUGAGGGACUUAUUGAUGAAAUUUAUGGUAUCAAUAAUGGUUCAGUUCAUAUUGCAGCUGAUAGAUUUUUGAGCAAUGAAGAACGUAACACCAAAUCAUUAACAGAAGAUAAAAAACAAAUUAUUCUUAAUUCAGGAGAUAAACUCUUCUCUGAAAUAAGAGACAAGAACUUUAAUGCUGUAGGAGCCUAUUUAUCAAAACAAGCAAAAAUAAUAAGCUCCCAGAUGGAAGACAGGCGUGAUAAAACAGUUCAAGAAAUGAAAUUGUUUGUACAGCGUUUACCCCAAAUAUUAGCUAGUAAAGAAGCCCUUGCUAAGCACACAGCAAUUGCAGAAUGUGUAAAAGAAGUUACAGACAGUUUCGAAUUUUUGGAUAAUUUACAGGUAGAACAAGAAUUUUUAAAUUGUAUUGAUACCGACAAAGUCAGUCCUUAUAUAGAAGAUUUGAUAGCUCAACAGCAACCCUUAGUGAAAGUAUUGAGACUUAUCUGCCUCCAGUGUGUUGCAAAUUCUGGCUUGAAGUCGAAAGUUUUGGAUUAUUACAAAAAGGAAAUUGUUCAAGUUUAUGGGGUGAAAAGCCUAUUGGCACUCAUUAAUUUAGAAAAAGCUGGAAUUUUAAAGGUGCAGUCUGGUACAAGGCAAUAUGCUGUUUUACGAAAAGCUUUACGAUUAACCAUGGAAGACACUUCAGAAAUAAAUCCUACAGACAUAAGUUACGUCCACAGCGUGUAUGCCCCUUUAAGUGUUCGAAUAGCAGAACAAAUGACCAAAGUAGGGGGCUGGAAGCAGCUUCAAGACGUUCUGGGUUUGCUUCCAGGGCCGGUGUUUGAUGAAAAUUUGGCCAUUGCUGCGGACCCAUCUGUUGAAAAUGGCAACGAGUCUCACAGCGUCGUCUUGGUGUUCUUUGUAGGAGGGUGCACUUUUGCUGAGAUAUCCGCUCUGCGCUUUUUAUCUCAGCAAGAGGACUCCAAUGUCGAAUUCGUGAUUGCCACAACAAAACUUAUAAAUGGAAAUACUUUUUUGAAAAGUAUUAUGGAAGUCUAACUGAAGGAAAAUGGUAAAUGAGAUAAAGGGGAAGUAAAACAAGCCAGAAGUGCUACUUUGUAAGCUUUAAUUUUUUUAUGCAAAUACUUAUACACCCUGUAUAGUAAUAAAAAUAACCAAUUAUCUUUAAUACUAUACAAAGUGUAACAUUAUCAAAAUAAUUCCAUUUCAUCUAGAUAUAUAUUGUGGAUAAAAAUAAUGUAAAGCAUAUAUAAACUAAAAAUGAACUAUCUACAAAAUAGUUUAAAUAGA